Messenger RNA from Petromyzon marinus (sea lamprey), 2164 nucleotides. It is a transcript of the gene PSMD5, whose product is annotated as proteasome 26S subunit, non-ATPase 5. Gene Ontology annotation, cellular component: cytosol. NCBI's taxonomy places the organism in Eukaryota, Metazoa, Chordata, Hyperoartia, Petromyzontiformes, Petromyzontidae. Gene Ontology annotation, biological process: proteasome assembly. The record is from RefSeq and is a predicted model, not a curated record.
GAAUUCUCCGUCGAUUUUAAUCGUAACGUCGUUUCACGGGAAUCGAUUCCCGUCUUCACCACCCUGAGGAGCAUGGCGGAUGCGGUGUCGGCGUUGCUCGCUCGCCUCGGAGGCUGCGAAGACCGAGCCGAGGCACUGCUGAGCCUCAAGACGGCCGUGUUCGCCUCGCAGCCCUCCACACUCGCCGGCGUCAGCCUGGAGCCACUCUUCGAGAUCCUCGACUGCGGGGAUAGGGAGCACACGGAGCUCUGCUGCGCCGUGCUGGAGCGGGCUCUGCACCCCGAGCAGCCUCAGCGUCUCCUCGCCGCGCAUCGCCACAACCUCACCCGGGGCCUGCUGCACCCGCACGAACUCGUCCGCCUGCUCUCCCUCACUCUGAUCGAGAGGAUCGUGGGAGACACGUCGUGCGUCGGGGACAUCGCGAGCCAGCCGGAGCUUCUCUCGCAUGUCAUCGAGUGCAUCCGGGACGACACCACGUCCGUGGCCACCCAGGCCGUCCGCUGCCUGGUGCGCGUGGCCGCGGCCCGGGAGGGCCUCCAAGCGCUCUUCACCGGCGCCCUCCUCGCUAAGCUCAACGGCGUCAUGGCGACCAGCGACGUCGUACGCUACCGCGUGUACGAGCUGGUGGUGGAGAUUGCGGGAGCGUCGUCCACGUCGCUGCGCUACUGCGACGAGGCCGGGUUCAUCUCCCGCCUCGUCGCCGAGCUGGUGGGCAACGACGUGCUCAUCCGCGCGACGAGCGCAGAGACGGUGAGCGGCCUGGUUCGCACUCCGCACGGCCGCCACCACCUCCUCCACGCCGGCAUCGUGGACCGGAUCGCCGGGCUCCUGCAGGACGCGCACAGCGACCCCUUCUGCGACCUCUACCUCCCCGGUCUGGUGAAGUUCUUUGCCCGGCUGGCGGUGCUGGAAGGGCCCGAGGCGCUGUGCGAGCGCUACCCUCCAUUCCUCGCCGCCGUCUCCUCCAUGCUGCUGGGCCCGGAGCCCGGCCUCAACUCCGUGGCUCUCGACACCAUCGGACUCAUCGCCCGCUCCGCCGAGGGCAAGCGAGUGCUCGGCAAGGAGGGCAUGCAGUUCCCACAGCUGCUCAAGAGGAUGGGGAACCUGAUGCAGAAUUCUCCCACAGAGAUGCGGGCACGAUGCUUGGAUACCAUCGCAGCCGUGCUGUCCGUGCCGGAGGGCGAGGGUGAGGAGGCGGUGGAGGUGAGUGAGCGGUGGUUCUGGGCCCUCGCCCCGCGCCCCUUCGAUCUCCUCCGCGGGAUCUGCACCCAGCCCUUCCCCGAGCUCCACUGCAGCGCCCUACUCGUCCUCACGGCAAUCGCAGGGCAGCCGUGGGCCCAGCGCCUCAUGUCGGACUCCCCGGGCUUUGUCGAGUUCCUCACGGACCGCUCGCCUGGGCCCGGCAAGGAGGCGCGCGAGGCCCGGCACGCGCUGGUGCGGGCGCUGGCCGAGUCGGCCGCGGCCCCUGGGACCCUGGGGGGCCCCGCGGUGCUGAGACUGCGAGCGCAUGCGCGGGAGGGGCCGCACCACGUCCGGGCGGAGGCGCGCAUCGUCGCCGUGGAGGGCGCCGAGUGACGAGCUUCUAUGGAGGAGGAGGCUCGUGAAAGAUGCUACUACUGGGCAGUUGGAGGCAGUCGCCCUCCAGCAACAACGGAGGGCAGAGGAGCGACGCUCACAACAACGAGCGGAGCGCCGGGCGGCUAAAACGCAGCAAGUUGCCACAGUGGCGGGCACGGGUGGUUCAUCGGCCACUCGUCUCAGUCAGUCGACCCGUGGCACCUGAAUCUGUCCCAUGACCUCCUUUUAGCGAGCCUUCGACACUUCACGUGGUCUCAAAGCCCACCGAGCCUGGCACAGGCACCGUGGCGGUUGUUAUUAUUAUUAUUGGUGGGGAUGGCGAUGAUGGGGAUGAUGGAGAUCUCAUCUCGGCGAAAACCGUCGGUGCCCCCGCCCCUCCGUGCCUCCUCGCUUGCCCAACGCGUUCAACCUCCGCCACAUCCCACGGCCGUGCCACAGUCGGCUCCGCUUUUGCAAUGCUGGUCGGAUCAAUGUGUGUACGGGUAGCUCCGUACGGUGCGAAAGGAAGUUCAACAUUCAUACUACCCAAAGACUCAACACUGCCCAUAGACCUCCACACUGCCCAUAGACUCAACACUUCCCAUAG